AGGCCUAGGCGUCACAUCCUGCAGGAUGACGGAUAUAAAGGGCAGGAUUUCCGCUUGCGCUCCUUUCCGGCGGUGACGACCUCCCCACGACAACAUGCCUCUCGCAAAGGAUCUCCUUCAUCCCUCUCCAGAAGAGGAGAAGAGGAAACACAAGAAGAAGCGCCUGGUGCAGAGUCCCAAUUCCUAUUUCAUGGAUGUGAAAUGCCCAGGUUGCUAUAAAAUCACCACCGUCUUUAGCCAUGCACAAACGGUAGUUUUGUGUGUUGGCUGCUCCACUGUCCUCUGUCAGCCUACAGGAGGAAAAGCAAGGCUUACAGAAGGAUGCUCCUUCAGAAGGAAGCAGCACUAAAAGUACCACGAAUCAAGAUGAGUGGGGAACCAUCCCAAUAAACACAUUUUGGAUACAUCCUGUUUAUUGUCUUGUAGUUUACUGCUAGGAAGUUAAAUAUUCCCUCAAAUAUUCAGGGACAACCAGAAGAAUGGACUGCUAGUCAUUGAGGGCAAGUAAGUAGCCAAGUACUUAAAUAGUCCAUUUGGGACAUUUCUGUCCACCUGGGCACAUUAAGUAAAUCUUCAGAGCUUGAUGAAAAAAAUGUGGUAUACCAUAUAAAUGAGAUAUUUACUUUCACUUUUAUGUUUUCUUAUAACUAAGAACAGGAACUGACAGUUAAUCUUUGAAACACAAUCCAACACACUACUUUAAUACAAAACAGCUCGGGAUCCUUUAUUUACAGUUGUCCAAAACCUUGUUCUGAGGCUUGGGAAUAUAGAGGUUGUUGCUAGGCGGUUCCUGGGGGAUAAGGGCAAGAAACCUCCAGUGUCCUCCAGUUAAGGAGACUUGUCCAAGUGGAGGUUAGUGCCUUAUGCUCCACAGCCAGUAUUGCAGCCGACUCUGGGCUGGUGGGGGCUGUGGACUCAUGAAGCGGGGAGAACGAGUGGAGGUAUAAGAACCUAGGAAUAAGUGGAGAAGGGAAAUAGGUGAAAGGUGAAUAAAACCUGGUUAUCAGAUUUGAAGGAGAUAAGGAAGGUGAUUCUUUACCUGACUCGGGUAUUCCUUGAGUUGGUACAUAAACAACUGGAAUUGUCUGUAUCUUAUUUAGGAAGGCAUUGUAUGCUGGAAUAAGAACAAAGAUGUCAGUAAAGAAGCCGAUUUAUCUUCAUUGCAGGAAGGCCUUAGUAAUAUUUCAGAUUAAGUAACUUGAUAGUAAUUUGGAAAUUUGUAUUCAGUUAUUUUUAGAGAUACUUUCCUCUUUCUGGCCAAAAGAUGGGGGGAAGUGCAGGUGUAGAUAAAAUAGUGUGUGUUGUGUUGUUCACAUCAUCCUUAGCUAUGAAUUUGAGCAAAGCAGCCAUUAUAUUAAGGGUUAGCAGUGAUUUACACUUCUGGAUGGUAUUUGUUUGCCACAUCCAGUGUAUGGUAGUCAUAAUUUGAGUGGGGCCUUUGCUAGGUGACUGGGGUUAGAGAGGCUGUAUCAGUUUCAACUGCUUGUCCCAAAUUAGAUGUGAUGAACAACUAAUUCUCAUCCUUAUUUAGUUUGUGAAAUACAAAGGCAUUUUCCAAGUCAAAAGUCCAUUACCUAGAAAGAUGAAAGCUGUUGAUGCCAACACUGCAAAGAGAGUCAAGAGGAUCUGGUAAGAACCCACGAACUUCUGGAGGACACCUGAAUCUUCACAUUGAUCUAUGUAUUGGCCAGAACAAGAGAAGAUGGUUAUUUAAUAACACAAGGCAGAUGCUGCAUUUAAAACCUUGUCACCAUUAACGUAUCUAGCAGAAGCACUCAAUACCGAGCCCUCUAGAACCGUGAUUUUCAACUGGUUGCAAGAACUUUGAAAAUAUGCAAUAUUUGACUGCUUAGACAGGGCCACUGACCUUUUUUCCCUUAGACAAGUCUGUCAUUU
Molecule: messenger RNA, 1896 nt
Organism: Phyllostomus discolor (pale spear-nosed bat)
Lineage: Eukaryota; Metazoa; Chordata; Mammalia; Chiroptera; Phyllostomidae
Gene: RPS27
Product: ribosomal protein S27
Exons: 4
Coding region: 95-349 (84 amino acids)
Biological process (GO): translation; ribosomal small subunit assembly
Cellular component (GO): ribosome; cytosolic small ribosomal subunit
Molecular function (GO): RNA binding; structural constituent of ribosome
Source: RefSeq, a predicted model, not a curated record